GCCCUCAGUUAAGUGUCUUGAAACCAAGAACAAGCUCUCGCUCCUAGUCUUAGUAGCAUAUAGAAUUUUAUUUUAUUUUAUUUUUUAAUCCUUUUUAGCUCUUGCUGUAAUCAAACAUGGAGACUAGUCUUACAUGCUGUGCCCGUGGAGCAAUCUUGCCUACUGCUUCUUCACAACAGUACUCCACACUCGCCUCGCCACGUUCUGUUUCUCCAUCAUUUAGCUCCAAGAGUUUGCGAGGGAGCUCGAUAUAUGGAGACUCUUUGCGCAUCGUGCCAAGAUCAUCAUUGAAGGUCUCAAAGGCCAAGAGUUCUGCCCUUGUGACUAAGUGUGAGAUUGGAGACAGUUUGGAAGAAUUUCUUACAAAGUCGACAUCGGAUAAGGGGCUGAUCAGGCUUAUGAUGUGCAUGGGCGAAGCGCUAAGAACUAUUGCAUUCAAAGUGAGGACAGCUUCUUGUGGAGGAACAGCUUGUGUGAACUCUUUCGGAGACGAGCAGCUUGCAGUUGAUUUGCUUGCUAACAAGCUUCUAUUUGAGGCAUUGCAAUAUUCACACUUCUGCAAGUACGCUUGCUCUGAGGAAGUUCCAGAGCUUCAAGACAUGGGAGGACCAGUUGAAGGAGGUUUCAGUGUUGCAUUUGAUCCACUAGAUGGUUCUAGCAUAGUUGACACAAACUUCACUGUUGGGACAAUCUUUGGAGUAUGGCCCGGAGAUAAGCUCACUGGAGUGACCGGAGGUGAUCAAGUUGCUGCUGCAAUGGGGAUUUUUGGGCCCCGAACGACUUACGUUCUUGCUCUCAAGGACAUCCCUGGAACACACGAAUUCCUCCUACUCGAUGAAGGAAAAUGGCAACAUGUUAAGGAUACCACAACGAUUGGAGAAGGAAAAAUGUUUUCCCCUGGUAACUUGAGGGCUACUUCAGACAACACUGAGUAUGCCAAGUUGAUUGAUUACUACGUCCGGGAGAAAUACACGCUGCGAUACACAGGAGGAAUGGUGCCCGAUGUUAAUCAGAUCAUUGUGAAAGAGAAAGGGAUCUUCACAAAUGUGGCAUCUCCAUCUGCCAAAGCCAAGCUGAGGCUUCUGUUUGAAGUUGCUCCUUUGGGAUUCUUGAUCGAAAAAGCAGGCGGUUACAGCAGCGAUGGCAAGCAAUCUGUGCUAGAUAAGGUGAUAAAUAAUCUAGACGAGCGGACGCAGGUGGCUUAUGGGUCCAAGAAUGAGAUAAUCCGGUUUGAAGAAAUGCUCUAUGGAUCCUCAAGACUCAAGGCUGCUCAACCAGUUGGAGCUGCUGCUUGAGAACGUCUGGACGAUAAACUGAUGUUUCUAUUUCUUUUUCCUUCAUCUAGAGUACAUGCUUUGUACACGGACCAAUAAAUGAUAAUUUGUUGAAAACUGAAGAUGCUGGUAAAUUAUGAUGAUGAGAUCAAUUAUUAAUGGAACUCCAGCUUUGUUCUGUGUCUGUAAAAAAUCUUGAUUAGGAGAUUCAGUUCAUUGCAGCUGAGAUUGUAAGAAA
Sesamum indicum (sesame) is the source of this 1512-nucleotide messenger RNA. RefSeq names its product sedoheptulose-bisphosphatase (gene SBPASE). Gene Ontology annotation, cellular component: cytoplasm. NCBI's taxonomy places the organism in Eukaryota, Viridiplantae, Streptophyta, Magnoliopsida, Lamiales, Pedaliaceae. Gene Ontology annotation, molecular function: fructose 1,6-bisphosphate 1-phosphatase activity. Gene Ontology annotation, biological process: fructose 1,6-bisphosphate metabolic process; gluconeogenesis; fructose 6-phosphate metabolic process. The record is from RefSeq and is a predicted model, not a curated record.